Molecule: messenger RNA, 3215 nt
Organism: Gambusia affinis (western mosquitofish)
Lineage: Eukaryota; Metazoa; Chordata; Actinopteri; Cyprinodontiformes; Poeciliidae
Gene: cse1l
Product: CSE1 chromosome segregation 1-like (yeast)
Exons: 25
Coding region: 132-3047 (971 amino acids)
Biological process (GO): protein export from nucleus; protein import into nucleus
Cellular component (GO): nuclear envelope; cytosol
Molecular function (GO): small GTPase binding; nuclear export signal receptor activity
Source: RefSeq, a predicted model, not a curated record
UCUUGACUUCACGUUUGCGCUUGCGCGUCACUGGCCGCGCAGUUACGUUUGAAACCUGCGAGCACGUCUAGACGGUCUGUGGUGGCUUUAGGUUCCAUCCUUGCUUGGUAAAGUUCUGUAACGCUGUGAGCAUGGAGCUGAAUGAUGCUAACCUGCAGACCCUGACAGAGUUUUUGAGGAAAACAUUGGACCCAGAUCCAACAGUCAGGCGUCCAGCUGAAAAGUUUCUCGAGUCGGUGGAAGGAAACCAGAACUACCCCUUGUUACUUCUCACUUUGCUGGAGAAAUCUCAAGACAACGUGAUCCGUGUCUGUGCUGCUGUUACCUUCAAGAACUACAUCAAAAGAAACUGGAGAAUUGUUGAAGAUGAACCAAACAAAAUCUCAGAUGCUGACCGAACAGCGAUCAAAGCGAACAUUGUAAAUCUGAUGCUGAGCAGCCCAGAACAGAUUCAGAAACAGCUGAGUGACGCCAUCAGCAUCAUAGGAAGAGAAGACUUUCCUCAAAAAUGGCCGGAGCUUCUGACAGAGAUGGUGACCCGCUUCAGAAGCGGAGACUUCCACAUCAUCAACGGCGUUCUCCGUACCGCACAUUCCCUCUUCAAGAGGUACCGCCACGAGUUUAAGUCCAACGAGCUUUGGACUGAGAUUAAACUUGUACUGGACACGUUUGCCCUUCCUCUGACGGAGCUCUUCAAGGCCACCAUCGAGUUGUGUCAAACUCACGCCAACGACGUCAACGCCCUAAAAAUCCUUUUCUCGUCCCUAACACUCAUUUCAAAGCUUUUCUACAGUCUUAACUUCCAGGACCUUCCAGAGUUCUUUGAGGACAACAUGGAGACCUGGAUGACCAAUUUUCACGGCCUUCUGACUCUGGACAAUAAGCUUUUACAAACAGAUGAUGAGGAGGAGGCCGGUCUCCUGGAGUUGCUGAAAUCUCAAAUCUGUGACAACGCAGCUCUUUACGCUCAAAAGUACGACGAGGAAUUUCAGCCGUACCUGCCACGCUUUGUUACUGCUAUCUGGAACCUUCUGGUCUCCACCGGCCAGGAAGUCAAAUAUGAUCUGCUCGUUAGCAAUGCUAUUCAGUUUUUAGCGUCCGUGUGUGAAAGGCCGCAUUACAAGCAUCUAUUUGAGGACCAGAAUACGCUCACCAGCAUUUGUGAGAAGGUCAUUGUGCCCAACAUGGAGUUCAGAAGUGCAGAUGAGGAGGCUUUUGAAGAUAACUCAGAGGAAUACAUUCGAAGAGACCUGGAAGGAUCUGACAUUGACACUCGUCGCAGGGCUGCGUGCGACUUAGUGAGGGGUCUCUGUAAGUUUUUCGAGGGGCCGGUCACGGCCAUCUUCUCUGGCUAUGUGAACUCGAUGCUGUCAGAAUAUGCCAAGAACCCUGGACAGAACUGGAAACACAAAGAUGCAGCCAUCUAUCUGGUCACAUCGCUGGCAUCCAAAGCCCAGACACAGAAGCAUGGUAUAACACAAGCCAAUGAACUGGUGAAUCUGACUGAAUUCUUUGUGAACCAUAUUCUCCCAGAUUUGAAAUCAUCCAAUGUUAACGAGUUCCCAGUGCUGAAAGCAGAUGCGAUCAAGUAUGUUAUGAUUUUCAGAAGUAAGCUUCCUAAGGAGCAGUUGCUGCAGGCAGUUCCUCUCCUCAUAACACACCUGCAGGCGGAGAGCACAGUCGAACACACUUACGCUGCUCAUGCUUUGGAGAGGCUGUUCACAAUGAGAGGCCCCAACAAUGCAACACUGAUCACUUCGGCAGAGAUGGCACCGUUUACUGAACAGCUGCUCACCAACCUGUUCAAAGUGCUCACUCUUCCAGGUUCUGCAGAAAAUGAAUACAUCAUGAAAGCCAUCAUGCGCAGCUUGUCCUUGCUGCAGGAGGCCAUAGUUCCUUACAUUCCCACUCUGAUUGGCCAGCUCACUCAUAAGUUGCUCCUAGUGAGCAAGAAUCCCAGCAAGCCUCACUUUAACCACUACUUGUUCGAGUCUUUGUGUCUGUCUGUGCGGAUCACCUGCAAGGCCAACCCGGCCACCGUCAGCAGCUUCGAGGAAGCACUCUUCCCCGUCUUCACAGAAAUCCUUCAGAACGACGUCCAAGAGUUUCUUCCAUAUGUGUUCCAGGUGAUGUCUCUCCUCCUGGAGAUCCACUCCAACUCUAUUCCUGCUUCCUACAUGGCUCUGUUCCCCCACCUGCUGCAGCCCGUCCUGUGGGAACGCACGGGGAACAUCCCUCCUCUUGUGCGUCUGCUGCAAGCUUUUCUUGAGAAGGGAGGAGCCUCCAUUGCUGCUUCUGCUGCUGACAAAAUUCCUGGGUUGCUUGGAGUUUUCCAGAAGCUCAUUGCUUCCAAAGCCAACGACCAUCAAGGCUUUUACCUUCUCAAUAGUAUCAUAGAGAACAUGCCCCCCGAGUCGAUUACUCAGUACAGGAAGCAGAUCUUCAUUUUGCUCUUCCAGCGACUCCAGAGCUCUAAAACUACAAAGUUUAUCAAAAGUUUCUUAGUGUUCGUCAACUUAUAUUGUGUCAAAUAUGGAGCGAUUGCACUUCAGGAGAUUUUUGACAGCAUCCAGCCAAAGAUGUUUGGGAUGGUGUUGGAGAAAAUCAUUAUUCCAGAGGUUCAGAAAGUGUCUGGAACUGUUGAGAAGAAGAUCUGCGCCGUCGGCAUCACAAAGAUCCUCACAGAGUGUCCGGCCAUGAUGGACACGGAGUACACCAAGCUCUGGACUCCGCUGCUCCAGGCUCUGAUUGGUCUGUUUGAGUUGCCAGAAGAUGACAGCAUCCCAGACGACGAGCAUUUCGUAGACAUAGAAGACACACCUGGCUACCAGACGGCCUUCUCACAGCUGGCCUUUGCUGGGAGAAAGGAACACGACCCGAUCGGAGACGUGGUCGGAAACCCCAAAAUCCUGUUGGCCCAGUCACUCCACAAGCUUUCUACUGCCUGUCCUGGAAGGGUUCCCUCGAUGCUGAACACUAGUCUGAACGCCGAGGCCCUGAAGUUCCUGCAGGGAUAUUUGCAGGUAGCUUCUGUGCAGCUGGUUUGAAACCGAGGAUAUGGGGACGCCUCGGUCGGAGGCCACAGUGGUCCCAAAGCAACAUGACUGAUCAACUCCAGCUGAAUUAAUGACUCCAUUGUUGUGUGAUGGAUUAACAAGAGGGGGGAAAAACAAAAACCCCUGCAUUUUGCCUGAAUAAAGGUUGUCUUCUGAUAA